Molecule: messenger RNA, 534 nt
Organism: Hibiscus syriacus
Lineage: Eukaryota; Viridiplantae; Streptophyta; Magnoliopsida; Malvales; Malvaceae
Exons: 2
Coding region: 34-519 (161 amino acids)
Source: RefSeq, a predicted model, not a curated record
UUCUGCAAAUUUUUACCUUUUCUCAUUCAAUCCAUGGCUACUCAGAAACCGUUGCCUUCUGUUGCUAGAACUGUUGGUUCUCGAAAGGGCUCGAACUCGACCGUCUUCCCGUUAGGCGAGCCGGCGCGGAGCAGCAGGGUGGCGACACAACCGGUGAAGCUGCUAACAAACGUGGAGAAACUGAAACUGUUAACCAAAGCAGAGAAAGCAGGGCUGCUAUCGGCAGCAGAGAAGUUCGGGUUAUAUCUAUCGUCCAUGGAGAAACUCGGACUCCUCUCCAAGGCGGAAGAGCUCGGGGUGCUGUCGGCCGCGACGGAUCCUGGAACUCCGGGGGCACUGUUGACACUCAGCUUGGGUUUAUUGCUUUUGGGUCCUUCAUGUGUUUACCUUGUGCCUGAAGAUAACCAGUGGGAAAUUGUGGUGCAGAUUGUGGUGGCUGUUGUUUGUGUUUGUGUUUGUGGUGGAUCAGCAGCCGUUGCUGCGUCAAAUCUUGUAUCCAAUUUGCAGAAAUCAAGCUGAAUUAGGUAUUUAAAU